UCUUAAAAAUUGCAAACAUUUUAAUUUUCGUAAUUUUCCAAUUAGGGAAUUAGUCAUUAUUUUAUUGGAGUAUCACAUAGAUGCCUUAGACUGAAAUUCGAAGUAUGGGUAUCUUUUCAUCCUGUUUCAAGGCAUCCGCAGACGAGUUACCUACUCCAAGUGCUGAGGUACGAAGACAGUUACAGAUUGAAGCAGCAGAGAGGAGACAAAGGGAAAAUGAAUCCAGGGGCAUAAAAGAUGUGGAAAGGGUAAAGAGGCAGCAGAAAUUGCAAGAGAAAAAGGACAGCGAACAAGGAGCAAUGGGAGAGCCCGUUCUCAAAUGGCAAUCAGGGUAGAUCGCUAAACGAUCCUGGGACUCAUGAAAAAAAAUUCACAACUCCUGACAACACUCGCCAAUCCAAAAAUCCCCAAAAGAUGUGAUGUUCUUCAAAUUAUGUAUUUUGUGAUUCUUUUGCAGCUAUUUUGCACAUUGUGUACGCUUUAUUUGUGAGCAAAAAAUCACUUUUUAAUAUUUCGAA
This is a messenger RNA of Lutzomyia longipalpis, 518 nucleotides long. It is a transcript of the gene Svip, whose product is annotated as small VCP/p97-interacting protein. The transcript is spliced from 3 exons. The coding region runs from base 105 to 335 and encodes 76 amino acids. The record is from RefSeq and is a predicted model, not a curated record. Gene Ontology annotation, cellular component: endoplasmic reticulum membrane. Lineage: Eukaryota; Metazoa; Arthropoda; Insecta; Diptera; Psychodidae. Gene Ontology annotation, biological process: negative regulation of retrograde protein transport, ER to cytosol; negative regulation of VCP-NPL4-UFD1 AAA ATPase complex assembly; positive regulation of autophagy.